AAACGCAAAAUGAAUGUGCCGUAUUUACACAGUGGUAUUGCCACAGGCACUGCUCAAAUCACGUUCGAUCGCUAACGAGCUAUCCUGGUGAUGAACUGGGCUUCGUAGACAGACCUCAAUCGCUACAUUACGUUAUUGGUUGGUGCAAUCACAUUAUAAUCUCGGGAUGACUGAAACGGACUCCUUUAACGCAUCUUUGAAUACACUGCCAGAUGAAAGUGACCUAUACGGCAAUGAGACUGCACUUUUGAACGACACCGACGUCCUAGUACCUGAUGAACUUUUGGGCCCUCGAUACCACAAGAGGGUCCGCAUCGGCAUCAUCAUAACCAUGAUCAUAGUUUCGACCAUUGGAAACAGCGUCGUCUGCUGCAAUCUGCUGGUGAGGCAGCGCCACCGCAGAGUGUCCAAGGCCAGAGUGCUGUUUCUCAAUCUGGCCAUCGCUGACCUGCUGGUUGCCUGCAUAACAAUGACAUCACAGGUAGUGUGGGAGGUGAUGGGUCGCAUUUGGAUUGCGGGGGACGCGUUCUGCCGCUUCUUCAAGUUUCUGCAGACGUUCGCCCUGGUCUCGUCGACCUACAUGCUCGUGGCCAUUGCCGUGGACAGGCACAUCGCGAUUGCCACUCCCCUCGCACCCAGUCCGGAUCCGUGGAAGUUUGCUAUUGUCACCUGGAUUGCGGCGUGCAUGCCUUCGCUGCCGAACGUGUACGUCUUUCACAGUGUUGAGGUGGCUCCAGGAAGGUGCUUCUGCGCGUCCAUUUUCUACGACCGGGGCACUCCGCUGUACCACCGCCAGAUUUACAUGGGAUUCGUCUUCUUCAUGGUGUUCAUCGCCCCACUCGUGCUGCUCAUAGCGUUUCACACUGGUAUACUGUGGGCUCUGUGGAAGCACAACGCGACUAGUCGGAGAGUGAGCUGCCAAACCACUUCGUCACUUUCCCGUGCCAAGGUCAAGACACUGAAGAUGACGGCCGUAGUUUUCGGCGCUUUCCUAGUGACCAACGUGCCGUACAUGGUCCAGGAGGCGAUCCUGGCCUUCGGCAACCCCGGCAUACUAGAUGCCAACGUGGUCGCGCUGUUCGGCGUCAUAUCUGCCUCGAACAGUGCCAUUAAUCCGUACAUAUUCCUGUACUUCCAACGAGUGCGUAAAAGCGCCGCAGACAGUGGAUUCUGGCAAACCGUGUGGCACGUUGUGGUUGAAUCGUUCACGUGUCGCCUGCUGAGUCGGUCCCAGUCGAGUUCCCAGUUCUCGACUGACGCGGCGGACGCCUGCUCACCGACGCGACGUUCCACAAAGCCCACCACGAGUAGAGGGAAAGAAGAGCGGCGCGCCUCAAGAAAAAGAUGUGCAAACUGUUGA
Rhipicephalus microplus (southern cattle tick) is the source of this 1360-nucleotide messenger RNA. Its product is annotated as gonadotropin-releasing hormone receptor. Gene Ontology annotation, cellular component: plasma membrane. Gene Ontology annotation, molecular function: G protein-coupled receptor activity; peptide binding. Lineage: Eukaryota; Metazoa; Arthropoda; Arachnida; Ixodida; Ixodidae. The record is from RefSeq and is a predicted model, not a curated record. Gene Ontology annotation, biological process: cellular response to hormone stimulus; G protein-coupled receptor signaling pathway.